Molecule: messenger RNA, 1984 nt
Organism: Oppia nitens
Lineage: Eukaryota; Metazoa; Arthropoda; Arachnida; Sarcoptiformes; Oppiidae
Exons: 4
Coding region: 435-1829 (464 amino acids)
Biological process (GO): modification-dependent protein catabolic process; protein ubiquitination
Cellular component (GO): cytoplasm; nucleus
Molecular function (GO): ubiquitin protein ligase binding; protein tag activity
Source: RefSeq, a predicted model, not a curated record
UUAUGUAUAUCAAGUUUUAGUACAUAUUGUCCCCCAAUUGUCUGAUACCAUAGGAGUAACAUUAUUUGAUCCUUUGUGGAUAACUACCCGUAACGUUGUUUUUGAACAAAUGAUUAAUGAAAAAGUGUGGACUGUAUUGAGUGAAGUGUUGAGUAGACUAUACUGUAGUGUAUUAUUAAUAGAAUGUAUUAUUGUAUUGAAUAGUAUUGUAGAGUGAAUACAGGGAAUGCAAUAUAAAGUAAAUCAGUUUAAAGUAAAAGAUAUUUGGAUUGUAUUUGUCAUCAAUUGGUCUGAAUUGACAACAAAUACCAAACCAUUGAUCAUAUAAUAUAUGGUAUGAAGACUACAGAUAUCACCAAAAAAUUAAUUCUUAAUUCAAGUGAUUAAACCAAUUGAUACAGUGAUCACAUCUAUUGCUACAAAACUAUCGACAAAUGGGUUACGAUUUGAUCAGAUUUGAGACCGAAGUGGACGACGAACUCAAAUGUCCAAUCUGUUGUUCAGUUCUUGAAGAUGCAGUUCAGGCACCCGAUUGUGAGCAUACCUUUUGUAACGAUUGUAUCAAUGAAUGGCUUCAAAGACAAAACAAUUGUCCCGUCGAUAGACAGCCACUCAACUCAACAAACCUGAAACCUGCGCCACGGGUUUUACGUAACUUUUUGGCCAAAUUGGACAUCAAAUGUGAAUAUGCAUCGUUUGGGUGCAAAUCAGUGGUAAAAUUAGAGUUAUUGCAAACUCAUUGCAAUGAAUGUGAUUUCAAUCCAUAUAAACCAAUCAUCUGCGAGAAGGGCUGUGGACUCAUUUUGCUUAGAAAUCAAGUCGAAGAACACAACUGUUUGUCUGAUUUGCGUGAAUUGGUUAACAGCCAACAGAAACAAAUCAAUGAAUUAAAGAGUUGUAAACGUAUUCAUGAGGAACAGAUCAGUGAACUGAAGAAUACAAAGAAAACACAUGAAGAAAGUAUUAGUGAUCACGAAAGACAAUUCAUUCAACUUAAUGAUCAAAUCAAUCGAUUGCAACACACCUUAGAGCAGAUCCAGAAACAGAUUGACAUUAACGAUGAUGACGACGAUGAUUGUCAUUUGUCCAAAGGUCAUGGCAUUGGAAGAAAGAGACCGACGACCACCUCAUGGAAAGACAUACCCAGUAAAAGAACGAAAGAUAUGUGUGAUCAACACUUCCAUCAUUUGCAUCAAUAUCCUCAUUCACCUCAUCCUCAUUGUUCUUCAUCUUCUUUGUCAACUGUUUGUGCCGCCUCUCAAACAAGUGAAGGCAAGACACUAAACAUCACAUUUUAUGGAACUGUCAUUAGUUUGGAUGUGCUUUCAUAUGACACUAUAGAAAGUGUAAAAACAAAGAUAAGUUCGAAGGAAGACAUUCCUAUCGACCAUCAGUUGCUGUUCUUUGCUGGACUACAACUUGAAGAUCAUAAGACUUUAAGUUAUUAUAACGUACACACAGAAUCUCUCAGACAUCUGGUUCUUAGACUUAGAGAUGGUAUGAAGAUAUUUGUCAAAACAUUGUCGAAUAAGACAAUUGAAGUACAAGUCGAUCCAAGUGAGACCAUCGAAAUAGUAAAGGUUAAGAUUCAUGAACAGGAGGGUAUCUCACCAUGUGAUCAACGAUUGCUUAUGGAUGGCAGAGAUUUGGCUGAUUUACGUACAUUAAGUGAUUACGGCAUCAAACAUAACGCAACACUACAGCUAGACCUUCAUUUGGGAGGUCCGUGUCCUAUAUGUCAGUCACAAUUCAAGAGUGGUACGAGUGCUAACAGUCCUAUUAGUGUUAGUGGACCGCAAUCGCAUAGAAGUACAGCAAGUGAUGACUAACUUUGAUUGAUAAUGUUUUGAAGAUAACGUUUAUUUAAUUAUAAUAUCAUUGAAACUGUUGUCAGCAAAACACAUCAUCUAUACGUUUCUAAUCAAUAUUUUCACUUUGUAUUCAGGUAUCCAUAGAUAUAUCAUUUUUUAUAAUUUUUAUGAAU